AUGCGGUUACACAUAGAGCGUGACCUCUACCCAUAUGCAUUCCCAACUCAUGACAGCUAUGCUUUUACCAAGAAUGGUGGGGGUUUUGAUACUUGGGCUGAGGAAGUGCUGACUAAUCCUUCUUCUAAAGAGGUUUUAAAGAAUGCAGGUGUGUAUGGUGCUAUAGUGGCAAGUGUGGGGUUGAAUGUGAGAAGCGAGCCAUCAUGGUUGAGUGUGGCUUUUUCCCAUUGGAGUUCUAGUUCUCACACCUUUGUUACUCGGUGGGGGCAAUUGACACCUACAUUGGAGGAUGUCUGCGCAUUAACUAGUUUGCCUAUACUUGGUGUUGCAGAUCCACUUGCUAAUACAUCUGUUCCUAGUCAUCUAAAGAUUGUAUCGAUUUUGAAAGACUCAAUUUCAGAGGUAGGAUUCUUAUUGAGCGGCUACGAUAAAGGAGGAGUGUAUCGUGGGCCGCAGCGUCGGGAGCAUUGUAAGAAUACCUUUGGGAGAUGGCUGCGAUAUUGGUUUCGAGAUUUGAAUCCAUCUCCGGCAGAAGGAACUGAGAUAGAAGAAAAUGGGGUAAAUGGGCCUGGAUAUGAAAAGUAUAAGCAUAGUUCCACCUACCUCGUUGCUUUCCUUGCGUAUUGGUUGAGUUGGUAUAUCUUGGAGGGAGCACCCAAGGAUGGAGUAGACCCGUCUGUGUUUGAUAUUGCUGUUUAUCUUGUGAGUGGUCUUUCGGUUGCACUUAGGCCAUUGUUUUUGGGGACUCUAUACAGACGGCUUGAUAUGUAUCAGGUUGGAGCAGAGAAGUCGAAGGGUCGGUAUGAUGUUAUUAGUUUUGUAUCGACUUCCUUCUUGCAGAUGUUCUUGUAUGAACGGUUUCCCAGGCUUGCUCCUGAGCCGACAGAUUUUGAACCUGGAGAGGGGCGAGAGCGUCGAGCUACAAGGUGGUACGGGACACGCAUUCGGGGGUCGUUGAUGGAUAUUUUUGAUGAUGAGAGUGAGUUUAUAGCUCGUCCGUACAUUCCUCCUGUCAUCGGGGUGGUUCCAUUUCGGAUGUAUGACUCGAGAGAUUCUGAGGUGGCUUUUGAUGGUCGACUGAGUAAUGCCGAGGCAAUGACGGCUUGUAGCUUCUUGUCAUGUUCCUUGCCUUAUUUUAUAAGAGGAGCUUAUGGCUCUACAUCCUAUAAUCCGGCGAGAGUGGCUCGCCAAUUUGGAUUUGAUCAGGGGGUCCCUAGUCCUAGCGUAGUUCUUCCUGUGGCUGAUACUUUUGAGUAG
Messenger RNA from Camellia sinensis, 1257 nucleotides. NCBI's taxonomy places the organism in Eukaryota, Viridiplantae, Streptophyta, Magnoliopsida, Ericales, Theaceae. The record is from RefSeq and is a predicted model, not a curated record.